AUGUGUCUCCAGCCGUCGGACGUUGACCAGCUUAGCAAUGAGACAAUCCUCGAACUCUGGAAGAACGGUUCCAAAUUAGACCCAGACGCCGGUGUUGUCAAACUGACGCCCGGCACCGUCGCAAAGGCUUCUCAAGACUUUGAAGAAGACGCCGCAGAUGCCUCAGAAGCGAACAUACUCAAUCUCGUGUUCGCGGAGACGACUAUCCCCGUCCCGCGCGUCCGCCGCGUUGUGAAAUGCCAAUGGGACUUCUUGAUGAUCAUGGACUACAUCCCAGGUCCAACACUAGCCCACGUCUGGCCAACUCUUUCGAUGUGGCAGAAAAUUCAUGUGGGUUUUACAUUGCGCCGCUAUGUUCGUCAGCUCCGUCGCCUGAAAGCGUCUGCCACGACGCCGCCUGGCCCACUGAGCGCGCAAGGAGCGAGGAUAUGCGAAUCCCCCAUUUUUGGUCAAGUUCAAUCUCACCGCGGUCCAUUCGCAUCGUAUUCUGAGCUCUCGGCCUUUUUCAACGAGCGCCACCAGAUGGCGAUGGACGCCAAGAAGUUGCCUCGGGAUGACCCCUCGAGGGACGACUUGUUCGACAAUUCCGAACCGCUCGUUCUGACACAUCAGGAUCUCAACCUUCGAAACAUCAUCGUGGGCGAAGAUGGCCGCCUUUGGAUCAUUGACUGGGCAUGGGCAGGAUAUUAUCCGCCGUGGUUUGAGUACGUGGCGAUGAAGAGGCAGAAUGAGGAUAAAAGGAUCAGUGGAACGGACGACAAGUUUUGGAAGGCACUGGUCCCUUUCAUUUGUGGACCAUAUUUCAAGCAGAAAAGGUGGUUGGGGAGGAUGUCACUGGGGUUGUACUUUAAAUGAAUGAAUCCGGGACUGUAUUGUUGUGGCUGGAUGAAGGUAUGAUUUUACUACCAUGCUAUGGUGCUCCGCAGAACUGAAAUUCAACCUACUAGUUUGUACGAUAUUACCAUGCUAUGGUGCUUCGCAGAAUUGAAGUUCCACCUAGAAACUGA
Laccaria bicolor S238N-H82 is the source of this 1007-nucleotide messenger RNA. RefSeq lists its product as uncharacterized. The transcript has a single exon. The coding region runs from base 1 to 855 and encodes 284 amino acids. NCBI's taxonomy places the organism in Eukaryota, Fungi, Basidiomycota, Agaricomycetes, Agaricales, Hydnangiaceae. The record is from RefSeq and is a predicted model, not a curated record.